AUGGACGUUGGAACAGCUGCAGAAGGCCAUUCUCGAGGAGAUCGAACAUUUCCAGACCCGUUCGAUGACCAGAACCGAGUCCGAUGGACUGAAUCAAUGCUUGACUGUCAAUCAACGCGUGGCGAUCGUCGACACCACACCCCCGGUGAACAAUCUGGAGAUCGACACCAGUCGUCUGCCGGAGAAGAAACGCAAACAUCGACGUGA
This is a messenger RNA of Didymodactylos carnosus, 207 nucleotides long. The record is from the annotation of a GenBank genome assembly. NCBI's taxonomy places the organism in Eukaryota, Metazoa, Rotifera, Eurotatoria, Philodinida, Philodinidae.